AUGGAAGAAGCCCUGCAGCACUAUUUGGUGGCCCUCGAGCUAAACCCUGCAGCAACUCAUCUUUGGUAUUAUAUCCGCAGCGCCCUCAUUAGCCUAAAUCGGUAUGACUGGAUUAGCCUGACUGACACCCGGAAUCUUGAGGGUUUGCGGAAAGUGGUGCCGAGAGGAGAUGCCCCCCCUGUAUCUUCCCUAAUUGCUCCCGGCGAUCCCGAAGCAGCAGCAAAUAACUCAAAGGUGCUGCAGCAGAUAUUUGAUAUGCUGAAAUGA
This is a messenger RNA of Eimeria tenella, 267 nucleotides long. RefSeq lists its product as uncharacterized. The record is from RefSeq and is a predicted model, not a curated record. The transcript has 3 exons. The coding region runs from base 1 to 267 and encodes 88 amino acids. Gene Ontology annotation, molecular function: protein binding. NCBI's taxonomy places the organism in Eukaryota, Apicomplexa, Conoidasida, Eucoccidiorida, Eimeriidae.